Molecule: messenger RNA, 363 nt
Organism: Penicillium nucicola
Lineage: Eukaryota; Fungi; Ascomycota; Eurotiomycetes; Eurotiales; Aspergillaceae
Exons: 1
Coding region: 1-363 (120 amino acids)
Source: RefSeq, a predicted model, not a curated record
AUGCCCAGCCUCAGGUUCCUUGCGCACCGGGUACCCAAAAGCUCUUUCAUCUUCAAAGAUUAUGCAGGCCACCAGAUGGAUGGAUCGUUUCCGGUGUCAUGGAGGCCAAACGAUUUGCGUUUUCACUGGAUCAUGGACGCUCUUGGACACACUCUAGAAACUGCUCAGCAGGUCUCCAAUCGUUGUCAUAUCUCAAACCUCGAGCAGUUGGGCUCGCUCGGCAACAUAAUUGUGGGAGGUGUGACUGGCCAGCCUCUUACAUCCAUUAUGGAGAGCAUCGAACAAGACACCAAACACCGGAUAACUUUAAUGGUUUCUUGGCAUUGGGUUGAAGAUUGCGAUGGUGAGCUAGAAAUCUACUAG